GGCAUUUUCUCUGAAAUUGUCAGACAUAUUUUUAUAUUUCGUGCGAAUCGUGCAAAGAUUUCAAGCGGCAUCUAAAAACCAUCACACAUAGUGGACUAACAUUUUGUUUUUUUUAUUUAAAACAUUUGUAAAUAAGUCGAUUACUAUCAACUGAAUGUUGGAACAUCAUGGAUCCAGCUAAGUUAAAAGUUGUUGAGCUAAGACAAGAGCUCGCAAGUCGUGGUCUUGACCAGAAAGGUGUUAAGGCAGUUUUGGUGGCACGCUUAACAGAAGCUUUAGAAUCGGAAAAUGCUGAAACCCCAAAUUCUGUCUCCAGCGAAAGUGGUGAAAGUGAACAGAGCAGUGUUGAAGUUCCGACUCAGCAAAUUGAAGCUGUUGCCGAGUCGGUAAUUGAAAAUGACAACCAGCCCGAAGAAGAUGAAGAAAUGCCAAUAGAACAAGAAGCAGAGAAGACUAUUGUCAGUGCAGAGCCGGUUGGUACCAAAACGGUUGAGGCAGCAGCAGAAGUACCAACAGAAACCUCCGAUCCGGUACCGAUUACCGAAGUUCAACAACCAUCGGCUGUGACGGAAGACGAGCCAAUGGACGAAGAUUCAAAUAUUGAACAGAAAAUCGAAUCGACAAUUGCUGACGACGAUAAAUUGAAGGAUGAUGUACGACAACCGAAUGUUGAGCACAUUGAAGAGAAUGUGACUGCUGCAUUGGGAGAAGCAGCUGAUCCCGAGGAAGUGAAAGAAGAAGAAAGUACAAAAUCUGAAGCAGAACCGGCGAAACCAGAAGUUGACGUGGAAACAAAAAUGGAAAGUUGUGAUGAUGAGCGGACAAGUGUGACGCAAUCUGAAGAUAAUAAACGUGAAAGUGAAAGUGAUUCCGAUCGUACUCGCAAACGUAAACGAUCACGUUCCAAGUCCUCGUCGCCAACAGUCAAACGGUCCCGUCGUGCUUCACCCGUACAAAAUACUGACGACUUUACCAACGUUGAAGACGAGCCCGAAAUUGAUGCCAGUGCUGUACUGCUGAGUUGGUUCGACUCGGAUUUGAAUUUGAAAGUCAACUCAUCGGAAUUUCUGUCGGCCCGUCCGAUAUCUGAGGGACCAUUGCAUAUGGCUUGGGCAGGAGUUAGAGCCACUCAUGGAGUGAAAAGUGGAAAAGUUUCGUAUGAAAUACUAAUCGAUGACUUAUAUCGAAUUCGUGGACAGUACGAUCGAAAUCCUAAUGAAAUCCGUUGCGGAUGGUCCGUUAAAACAUCCAGCUUGCAGCUUGGUGAAGCGCCACUUUCAUUCGGCUAUGGCGGUUCAGGUAAAAAAUCACUGAACAACGAGUUCACCGAUUAUGGUUGUAAAUUCAGAAACCGUGGCGAUGUAAUCGGUGUGUAUUUGGAUCUGGAUAGCACACCAUGUAAGAUCGAAUACACCGUCAACGGGGAGUCCCAGGGUGUUGCCUUCGAAUUCGAGAAAAGUGAAUUGGGCGACGAGGCAUUAUAUCCACACAUUCUGUCCAAAAAUACCGGCUUCAAAGUAAACUUCGGUGGAAUGGAAAAGUCGUUUGUAAGCAAAAUUAAGCCGAAAUCGCAUCGGGACGAACGGGAUGACCGAGACGAUCGUAGAGACAGUCGACGGGACAGACGAAGUGAUCGAGAUUCUAGACGAGAUAGGGAUUCUAGAAGUCGCUCACGUUCUCGUUCACGUUCGCAAUCGCGUUCCAGAGGCGACCGAAAAGAAAAGUCUGAUGAAGAGGAGAAGCCGCCUGCUACCAACGACGAAAAACCUGCAGAAGGUGAUGCUGAAAAUCCGACCAAUGACGUUGAUACUGCCGAGACCGCUGUGUCAACAAGUCAGGAGAAUUCUGACGAACCUGUUGCUGAAGAAAAAGCGGAAGAGAAGUCUAUGGAUGUAGUGAAGAGUGAUGAGAAUGCAGCUGAUGCUGAUGGCGCUAAUGGCGACAGCCAGCCAAAAGAUGCAGAAGAAGAGGUACCUGUGGAGAAAACAAUGUUGCCCGGCUAUGAAUUCAUUGGGAAAUUGUCUAGCGAACAAUUGAUUCCCGGUUUUAGCCGACCGGAGUCGCGAAAGGAGUGCGAAAUUAUUUUGUUAAUUGGACUACCUGGUUCAGGCAAAACUUAUUGGGCUAAUAACUUUGUCAACGAGAAUAUUGACAAACACUUCAACAUUUUGGGUAUUCAGCCAUUGCUUUCGAAAAUGACGAUUUCUGGCGAACCGCGAAAGAAACACGUUGACAUGAAAUGGGACCGUUUCAUCGACUCCUGCAUUCGCGGUGUGAACAUCAUUCAGGACAUUGCAGCGAAGCGUCGACGAAACUACAUUAUUGAUCAGACAAAUGUUAUCUCGCAAAAUCAGCGUCGUAAGAUAAGAGGAUUUGGUGACUUCAAGAGAAGCGCUGUUGUAUUUAUACCGGAAGAUGAGGAGUACAAGCAACGUCUUGAGAAAAAGAUUGAAAAUGAGGGAAAAGAGGUAUCUGAGUAUUCGUCUGAUGACAUGAAAGCAAAUUUCUCCAUACCAAACUCUGGGUGUUGGUUUGAUGAAGUUAAGUUCGUUGGUUUAGAAGGGGAAGAGGCGAAAAAUAAAGUUGUCGAGUACAAUGAGCAGGGUAAAAAGGCGUUGAGUACCCACCAAUCCUCAUACAACCGUGGCUCUCGAGACUACAAUCGACCGCGACGUGAUGAUUUCCGUGACAAUCGUGACCGUGAUCGUCGUUGGGGUGGCGGUGACAGACGUUACGAUAAUCGAUCCGAUUGGCGUUCGCAGAAUUGGCGCGGUGGUGGCGGAGGAUAUGGCGGUUCUCGUGACAGAUGGCAUGGCGGAAGUGGUGGUGGUGGAGGUGGCAAUUGGGCCAACAAUUAUCGAGGAAAUAAUCGGUAUGAUGAUCGUGGCUAUCGUGGUGGCGGUGGUUACAGCCGUAAUAGAGAUUUUGGGCACGAUCGAGACCGUCGUGACGACAGAGCUAGAACCGAUAGUCGAGGUGAUCACCGGGAUUUUCGGGAUGGCAACCGCGACAGGCGUGGAGAAGAUAAACGUCGUCACGAUCGCGGGGUGCCACAAAGAGAAAAGGAUGUAAAACAAUUGAAACCACAGCCGAGUCAGGUAAAUUACAAAAGUACAAAAACCGAACCGCCUACACAAGGACAUUGGAAUCCUAAUGUGGUCGGGCCAAAUGCAAAUAAUUGGAACAAUUAUUAUCAACAACAACAACAGCAGCAACAACAACCACAAAACUGGGGAGAGUACAAUCAACAGAAUUGGAUGCAACAACAGCAGCAAUGGAGUCAGCAACAGGCACAGCCAUCAAACAAUUAUACUACUCAACAGGCGCAUCAAGUUCAAGAUUGGUCCAACUGGCAGCAACAGACACAACAGCCGCCACCUACAUCCCAACAGCCGUCACAGCCACAGCAAGAUGUAACGCAUGCUGGUUGGCAAAAUUGGGCUCAACACGCUCAAGCAUAUGGAAAUGUAGGCGAUCAAUCAGCACCAAAAUGAACAAAUGAAAACAAUCAAACAUUUCCAGCAUAACUUCGAAUGGGAACAUUAUUGCAAUUGUUUUCAUCUGUCGUUGUUUUAAUUUGUUUUUCCAUCCUCUUUUUUUUAAAUAUUCCGUUUGACAUACUAUGAAUGUCCUACACGAAAUGUUUCAUUUAUUUAAAAUUGAAAUUAUCAUUGAAAAGUUGUAAUGAAACCAAAUAAGAAGAAAAUAUUGGAGUCAAUAAUUCCAAGCAAAUUAAAAAUUCUAGCCGCAAA
Messenger RNA from Bradysia coprophila, 3752 nucleotides. RefSeq lists its product as uncharacterized. Gene Ontology annotation, molecular function: protein binding; RNA binding. Gene Ontology annotation, biological process: alternative mRNA splicing, via spliceosome. Lineage: Eukaryota; Metazoa; Arthropoda; Insecta; Diptera; Sciaridae. The record is from RefSeq and is a predicted model, not a curated record. Gene Ontology annotation, cellular component: nucleus.